Messenger RNA from Sinocyclocheilus grahami, 796 nucleotides. Its product is annotated as acyl-protein thioesterase 2-like. NCBI's taxonomy places the organism in Eukaryota, Metazoa, Chordata, Actinopteri, Cypriniformes, Cyprinidae. Gene Ontology annotation, molecular function: carboxylic ester hydrolase activity; palmitoyl-(protein) hydrolase activity. The transcript is spliced from 10 exons. Gene Ontology annotation, biological process: protein depalmitoylation. Gene Ontology annotation, cellular component: cytoplasm. The coding region runs from base 110 to 796 and encodes 228 amino acids. The record is from RefSeq and is a predicted model, not a curated record.
UGUAAUUUUUACAUUACCUUUCAAAGUGCUUUUUCUUUUUCACGUCUAGGUGCUCUGCAGGUGCAAUAGAGCAAUUUGAGCUUUAGAUGGGCAUGAAUUGCUAGUUGAAAUGACUCUACACUCCUCACAUUGUAUGUGUGGCAACAACAUGUCUGUACCCCUGCUCUCUGAAGCCUUGACAGUGCCUGGGACGGAGAAGGAAACGGCUGUGGUGAUCUUCCUUCAUGGCUUGGGCGACACAGGACACGGCUGGGCUGAUGCCAUGACGUCUAUUCGACUGCCAUACAUCAAAUACAUCUGCCCACACGCACCCCGAAUCCCUGUAACUCUCAACAUGAAGAUGACUAUGCCCUCAUGGUUUGAUCUGACAGGCUUAAGCCCAGAAUCACCAGAGGAUGAAGCAGGGAUUAAGAGAGCAGCAGAGAACAUAAAGGCCAUCAUCGAUCACGAGGUAAAGAAUGGUAUACCAUCCAAUCGUAUCAUUCUUGGUGGCUUCUCUCAGGGUGGAGCUCUCUCUCUCUACACCGCUCUGACCUCUCAGCAGCAACUAGCGGGUGUUGUCGGACUUAGUUGUUGGCUUCCACUUCACAAGACUUUCCCACAGGCUGCAAGUGGGAGUGGAAACAAGGACACUCCCAUUCUGCAGUGUCAUGGCGAGAUGGAUCCCAUGAUUCCGGCGCAGUACGGGGCCAUGACGGCAGAGAAGCUCAAGAACAUCGUUUCCCCACAGAAUGUCACCUUCCGCACCUACCCGGGUCUCAUGCAUAGCUCUUGUCCUCAGAGUUGUGAGAUGUAA